AUGGAUAUAGUCAAUAAUGAACAUUACAAGGACACAGUACUGCAACUUGACACUAAUGUAGAUCAUGAAGAUUCCACGUCGUUAUUACGUCAAACUUUACUACCGUGUUAUGGACCAGAACUGCCACAUCCGUCUGAGCAUUUGCUAUUAGAUAAAAAUAUCGACAAUAGUCAAUUGGAUGAACUACUUGAUCACCAUAUCACACGUCUAUUGGCAUCGUAUUCCGUUGAUAUUAAUCGUGGCUUCUUACCUCCUGUUGAUCCAUUACCUCAGUUGUCACUUUCCAGCAAAUUUGCAUGCUGGGAAUUAAUAAUGAUGGAUCUAUCACAAUGCUUGCAUGCAAAAAAUAUUCGUUCUAUAAUUUUAUCACGUUUAAAAGUUGUACACAUUGAACAGAACGAUUUAUUGGAUGAACGUGAAUGUCAACGUGCACUAUUCGUUCUUGCCGUAUUAAGUCAUGCAUUUGUAUGGGGCGAAAAACCUAUUAGUACUUAUAUCCCGUCAUGUUUAGCUAUUCCAUGGGUAGAACUAACGAGACGGGUGUGUCGUCCACCUGUUCUAACACAUUCAUUGAUUGCCUUAACAAACUGGAAACGGUUUGAUGUUGAGAAACCGGUUGAACUGGGCAAUAUUGCUAUGUUAAAUUGUUUUCUGUCGGGUACAGACGAAGCAAAUUUUUAUUUGGUUACCAUAGAAUUAGAAUGUCGUGGAGCAAAAGCUUUAAAACAUAUGUUGCGAGCUCAAUAUUUUGCUAGUAAAGGAAAGGUCAAAGAAUUAAUAAAUGAACUGCAAACAAUUUAUAGUGUUCAAAAAGCCAUCUUCGCCACCCUAUUAAAGAUGUACGAUGAAGUUGAUCCGUACAUUUUUUAUAAUCGAGUACGACAUUUUCUAGCUGGUUGGAAAGGGAACCCUUUGUUACCCGAUGGUAUGCUUUAUGAAGGUGUCAGUGAGACGCGACAAUUCUUACACGGUGCAUCAGCAGCUCAAUCUUCAUUGAUAGCAGCGUUCGAUGUUUUCUUCGAUGUUAAACAUGACAGAGAACAGACACGUGAAUUUAUCAGUGAAAUGCGUUUUUACAUGCCACCGAAGCAUCGUCAAUUUCUAGAAAUGUUAGGUGCCGAUAAUUACAAUAUAAGUGGUUUUGUGAAGAAGCUAACAUCAUUUGAAGAAGAACAACAUGAAAGUGAACUUCUUUAUGCUUACAAUGCUUGCAUUGAUCAACUGAUAGAAUUCAGAAAUAAACAUAUACAAAUUGUAGCACUCUAUAUUUUAGCACAGAUACGGAAGAACGAUGAUGAUGCUCAGUUAGAAUCCAAGAAAGCAGGUGAAACAACAUCGUCAGCUCGCGGUACUGGCGGUACAAUAUUGAUGCCUUUUCUGAAGACAUGUCGAGAUGAGACAAUCGUACAACGGCUCAAUUAA
Rotaria sp. Silwood1 is the source of this 1422-nucleotide messenger RNA. Lineage: Eukaryota; Metazoa; Rotifera; Eurotatoria; Philodinida; Philodinidae. The record is from the annotation of a GenBank genome assembly.